Molecule: messenger RNA, 1502 nt
Organism: Coffea eugenioides
Lineage: Eukaryota; Viridiplantae; Streptophyta; Magnoliopsida; Gentianales; Rubiaceae
Product: thaumatin-like protein 1
Exons: 3
Coding region: 271-1260 (329 amino acids)
Biological process (GO): defense response
Cellular component (GO): extracellular region
Source: RefSeq, a predicted model, not a curated record
UCCUCGUCAGAUCACCAUUGUAAUCAAUCUCCUCCUUUCUCCCCAUAAAAACCUGUCAUAAUUUUAUGGGUAUUACACCCCAACUGCCCAAACCCCAUUGUUGUUAUCUUACAGCUACCUAUCAUCCCAAAAAACCCUUUACUUAUCAUUCCACAGCGUCCUCUUCUUUCCUAAUACAACCGUCCUCAUUUGAUCACAGAAAAAGAAAAGCCAUCUUUAUAUAUUCUUCAUCUUCCCGUUAAGUUUCAUUGAUUGAUUCCAAUUCUGCCAAUGUCCUCGACUUGUUUCUGUCUUCGCAUCAUCUUGGUUUUCCUAGUGAUCAACAGCAAAGGAAUUUCAGGGGCUACAUUUACAUUAGUAAACAGGUGCAACCACAUGGUAUGGCCAGGAAUAUUAGCCAACGCCGGCAGCGCCAAGUUGGACAGCACCGGGUUUGAACUUCCACCGGGGGGGUCCAGGUCCUUCCAAGCUCCUCCCAGCUGGUCAGGCCGGUUUUGGGGCAGAACAGGUUGUACAUUCGACCCCUCAACCGGGCAAGGAAGCUGCGCCACCGGCGAUUGUGGGUCCAACCAGCUGGAGUGCAAUGGUGCAGGGGCAACCCCACCCGCAACUCUUGCGGAGUUCACAGUCGGGUCUGGCCCUGACUCGGGAACCCAGGACUUCUACGACGUCAGCCUGGUGGACGGGUACAAUCUGCCAAUGAUGGUGGAGCCAAGUGGGGGGUCAGGUGCUUGCGGGGCAACCGGGUGUGCGACUGACUUGAACAGGAUGUGCCCCAACGAAUUGCGGGGCGGGGAGGGGCAGGCAUGCAAGAGUGCAUGCGAGGCAUUUGGCAGUCCGGAGUACUGUUGCAGCGGAGAGUAUGGCUCACCGUCGACUUGCAGGCCGUCGAUGUAUUCGGAGAUUUUCAAGAAUGCGUGUCCCAGGGCCUAUAGCUACGCCUACGACGAUGCCACGAGUACUUUUACAUGUAAAGGCGCCGAUUAUACGAUUACAUUCUGCCCUUCCACCACAAGCCAGAAAUCUUCGAGAGAUUCUUCUUCAUCAGACUCAACAAACGGGCCACCGGUUGCAACAGGAACAGUUGGUGGUUCGAGCAACCCAGGGUCACAACCAGAGGAUCAAGAUCCAUUCACUUCGUGGAUGCCAAACUUUUUGACAGGGGACUCAUCAAGGACCAUUUCUAACUUUGGCUUGCACUCUACUCCAAUAGCUUCAAUCAUCACCUUUGCCACACUGUCUUUGCUUCAGUUAUACUAGUUCAUUUCUCGACUCUUUGUCCGUGCACGUGAUGAUGAUGAUGAUCCCGAUGCCACCGUUUUGGAUCGAGACGUGGAUUUAGAUUCACCUUGACAGAGACUAUCCAUUGAAGAUUGUAAAACCACAAAUUUUCCAUGCAAUUUAUGUACAGAUCCUAUGUAGAUUAAUUUAAUUGCUGGUACUGACAUUCACCCAACGUAUGCGAUUCUUUUAACAAUCGUGAAUCAAAUUCAUCUUGUUCA